AUGUCGCGGCGAUUUGGUAGCCCGACACCGUACGACGACGUUGAGGGACGGCGACGAAAACAGAAGCGCUACAUGUCUCGCUCAGACGAAGAGAUCAGCGAAGAGAUGGACACCGGCGGCUUGAGCUAUCGCGCUGGCUGGCCCACGCUUCAACCUCUGCCUCUGGAUACUGUGUCAGAAGGUACAAGGACACAUAUUCCGGAUGCGCCAGAACGACUUGAAGAAGUUAAGUCGAUUCUCGCAACCCAAGACCUGUUGUUCACUACGGGUAUCAGUUACAACUUCACAUACCGCAUCCCUCGUGAUGCUGGUGAAGAAGAUGACAUGUCCCAGUAUCUAACACUUCUGUUUACCGUGGAUAUGAGUAAUCAUCGUCACAAAGUCGAGAACACGAUCAUGCGGAUUCGUACCCGAUUCCGCGAUCACGAAUCUACAGCGGCCGUCCAUAUUGAAUGUCUCGAUUACCGCGCUCGCAACUCGCUAACCUCUUUCGCCAUUCGCCAUACAGAAGUAGACGUGCACAACCAAUGGGGUGCUACAUUGCCGAUUGUUCUGUCUUCGUUGGGAAAGCAUGAAUGGCUUACUGUGGAACUGCUACGUCGUGGUUUGAUGGAUCAAGAUUCCAAAGACUGUCAGCCUACCAUCGUCAUCACCACACCUACCGCACGCGACUCCAAAUGGUCUAAGACUGUAGUGCCUUCGAUACUCGCCGGCAUCAGCGACACAGCCCCGGGAUUCGCCAUCGAGAUACUGUUUGGCGUAACGAUUCUUUUGGGGAGGAAGCAGUACCCUGCCAGCGCUGUGGUGGAUAGUACAUCCUACGUUAAAAACUUACGCAUGGGAUUCUCCCUCGGAUUAUCAAACGACAACCGCGGGUGUAUUGUGUCAAGAACUUCCAACGGGGCUCUGGGAGUCGGAAACAAGACACUAGACGCUGCACCGCAACAGAUGCUCUCGCCAGCGACACUGGAUCACCAUGGUCACCUGGGCACGCUCCAAAAAGUGCUCAAGGAAUUGUCUGCUCAAGCUGCUGACGGAGUGGAGGAAGCCAGAACCAAGUUCAAAGAGAUGGACGAAGAAUACAAGAAGUGUGACAAGUUUGCACGCGGCAUCGGCCACGUUUAUGCAGGCUCAGGUCGUCGGACUGUCACGGCCAACAAAUACGCCACCGAUGAGGAUACCGGAAAGUCUAAAGAGAAAAAGAAGACCAUGCAGGCUACAUACCCCUUCCCACUCGACUGGGCGUUGAUUCGCUUGGACAGGGUCCAUGAGCGCGACGUGAUCAACCACCUGCCAGAUGUCAAGCUGCCAAGGAACGUCACCUCCAACCUCGUUUCAGGAAAGCGUUGCCACCAAUGGACAACCUUCAACGUCAGCAAGGAAGACGUGCGAGUAGCGAAAUAUGGGCGCACGAGUGGCUGGACGCUCGGCAGCAUCAAUGCUUGUUUGAUUGCCAUAAAUCCUAAAUCGGACGCAGAGAUCGCCGGUGUCUAUGGCUUCAGUAUGGAGACUGUGGGUGCGUGUUUCGGAGUAGCCAACAGCCGUGGAGCAGAAGCUUUCCUUGAGUCCGGUGACCCCGGGAGCAUCCUUGUGCAUGACGGAUCAGGCACUCAACUCGGACUCCUGUUCGGAGUGACCAGCGGCGGACAAGGAAUGGCCAUGCCACUUGACCUCGUUUUCCAGGACAUCAAGAAGAUUACUGGAAAAGCUGUCACUGACCCACCUUAUGUCGCACCAAAGCUCGUGGGCCUUGCUAAGUACGAGUUGGCGGAAUAG
Alternaria atra is the source of this 1776-nucleotide messenger RNA. RefSeq lists its product as uncharacterized. Bases 1 to 1776 code for a protein of 591 amino acids. The record is from RefSeq and is a predicted model, not a curated record. NCBI's taxonomy places the organism in Eukaryota, Fungi, Ascomycota, Dothideomycetes, Pleosporales, Pleosporaceae. The transcript has 3 exons.